AUGCUUGAACAUGGCUACCAUAUUAUCGUGCCGAUGCUGUUUACACUGGCUGGGUGCGUUGUGAUGAUCACAACACUCAACGUUGGUGCCAGAUAUUUCUCGAUGAUUUUGCUGGUCACCGGACCAUUCCUCGGCCUCAAUGUACGUUCAUGGGAUUUCUUUCUUUCUCGAAGAAUCUCCAUUAUUGACUGGAACAGCUGCAAAUUUCUUGGGAGACAACUGUCGUACCUCGACCACGAACGAAAAGAGCCGCUCUCAUUGUAA
This is a messenger RNA of Colletotrichum lupini, 264 nucleotides long. RefSeq names its product major facilitator superfamily transporter. The record is from RefSeq and is a predicted model, not a curated record. NCBI's taxonomy places the organism in Eukaryota, Fungi, Ascomycota, Sordariomycetes, Glomerellales, Glomerellaceae. The transcript has a single exon. The coding region runs from base 1 to 264 and encodes 87 amino acids.